Molecule: messenger RNA, 1425 nt
Organism: Symbiodinium natans
Lineage: Eukaryota; Dinophyceae; Suessiales; Symbiodiniaceae
Source: the annotation of a GenBank genome assembly
AUGCUGCAGGCCUGCCAGGAGGCGGCGGAGCUGGGCCGCGCCGAGGCUGCUCUCUUGCAACUGGCGUCGCUGCAGACCAAGUGCCUGGAGGUCAAUAUCUUUCAGUACAAUGCCUUCAUCUCCGCACUCCGCGGCAAACAUUGGAAGCAGGGCUUGGACUUCUGGGCUUCCCUGCGGCAGUGGCAGCUGCAACCAGACACCUGGAGCCUCAAUGCCGCCCUUGGCACCCUGGGCCCCAAUGGCGGCAACUGCGGCUGGGCAGCGGUGCUGGCACUGCUUGCGCAGGCCCAGAAGGCCCAGAAGGCCCAGCUGGCGGACGUUGUCAGCUUCAACAUCCUCAUUUCCAGCGCAAGCACCAGCAGCGGCGGCACGGCCGGCAAAGGCAUCUUCUCGGCGCACAACAAGGCGGCCUGGAAGGUUGCGCUGGCACACCUGCAGCUUCUGCCGCUCGUGUCUCUGCAAGCAGAUGCCGCCAGUUUGGGGCCCUGCAUCAGUGCCAGCUCCCGUGCAGGCCGCUGGUUGCAGGGACUUCAAGCACUUGGGACCUGUGGGAGAAUUGGGAGGUUUGGGCUUUUGGCGGACUUGGGCUCGCACAAUGCGGCUUUGGCCGGUGGUGCCUUGGCAGGCCGCUGGCAGCAGGUCUUCGGUCAUCUGGAAGCUCUCUUGUGUGCCUUCCUCCGGCCGGAUGUUGUGACCUUCAACUCCUGCCUCCGUGCCUGCGAGACCGCCCGGCAAGCGCAGCAAGCUCUGAAAACGCUGAAGCGCAUGCAAAUUCUGCAGAUUCGCCCCACGCAAAUCAGUGUCAACACGGUCAUCAGCGCUUGCGAGAAGGCCAGCCAGUGGCAGGCUGCACUCGGAUUGCUGGCCGAGCUUCCGCGCAUGAAUCUCCUGCCUGACAUCAUUUCGCAUAACGCCGCAGUCGGUGCCUGUUCCGAGAAUUGGCAGCAGGCAUGCAAUCUUUUUGAGGCCCUGCUGGCAGCCGAGCUAUGUCCCGACCAGGUGACCUUUGGUUCCCUUAUCACUGCAUGUGCAAAUGCAGCGCAGCUUGACAGAGUCGAUGCUCUCUUGGAGGACAUGUGCGAAAGAAGUUUGCAACCAAACCUGGUGAUCUACAACAGCUGCCUCAACGCUUGCGACAAGGUGGGGUCGUGGCAAUCUGCGCUGAACUUACUCGACCAGAUGACAAUUGCUGCGAUUCAGCUGGACCUGCUCAGCAACAGCUCCGCGAUGCGAGCAUGCCAGAAGGCUUUGCACUGGCGCGUGGCAUGCCAGCUAUUUUCUCAGAUGCACGGAAAGCGAAUCGUGGAUGUCUUUAGCUACGAGGCAGCGAUUGCCGCCUACUCCCAAGCAGGCAAAGUCCCGGAGACCUUGGCCUUGCUCCAGAGCCUCCCGUGGCCGCAAUGGGUCCGUGAGACUCCCCCGUGA